Labrus bergylta (ballan wrasse) is the source of this 4736-nucleotide messenger RNA. It is a transcript of the gene sec24c, whose product is annotated as SEC24 homolog C, COPII coat complex component. Gene Ontology annotation, biological process: COPII-coated vesicle cargo loading; endoplasmic reticulum to Golgi vesicle-mediated transport; intracellular protein transport. Lineage: Eukaryota; Metazoa; Chordata; Actinopteri; Labriformes; Labridae. Gene Ontology annotation, molecular function: zinc ion binding; SNARE binding. The record is from RefSeq and is a predicted model, not a curated record. Gene Ontology annotation, cellular component: endoplasmic reticulum exit site; COPII vesicle coat.
ACAGCGCUUCAGCAGUUCCGCUGAAUGUCCGCUUCUGAUACCGAGGAGGGAUUAGUGAGAAACACCCCGGGACGACAUCGUCUCUACAAUUUGUCGGCCAGCGGGUUUCACAGUUGUUCCCCAUACGGAGGAUAGCCUUACUACUUAACACACUUCGACGUUUUAGGUAUGAACUGAGGAUGAAUGUAAACCAGCACACUCCAAUGGCCUCACCAUAUGGCCAGCCUCAGCCAGGCUACGGCCAGCCUGGCUACGCACCCCUGGAUGGGGGAUACCCUGCACCCUACGCACCCUACAAUGGCCCUACUUCAGCUUACCAGCCUGGGGCUCCACCACAAGGUUACUCUCCUUUCACAAGCUUUCCCUCUAAGGCUGUGGCCGCCAACCCAGUCUCUGACCUCUCCUCUCCUCUUGACUUAGGUCCUGUCAGGGGUCCUCCUGUUUCUGGAGCCCCUCCAGUCUCGGCUCCUCAACAGUAUAAUCAGUACAGUCACAGUCAAGGGGAAAUGCAGAAUGGACCCCCUCCUAUGACACAAGCCCCUCCCAGGCCUGCUGUGUCUCAGUCAUACAACCCUGCAGGGAUGAACAUGACAGGGCCCCCUCACCCCUCUUAUCCUCAGCACUAUGGGCCUCCUCCCACAAUGCAGCAGGUCACCAACCAGAUGACUGGGAUGCAGAUCAACUCUGGACCACCGACCCCUGCAGGACCGGGAUAUGCUCCCCCUAACAGCUCUCAGCCUCCUGUUAGCACCGCCUACACUGCUGCACCUCCAACUUCCUACGCCCAGGGCCCUCCCCCUGCAUCCUCUGCCCCCACCCAGCCACCACCUCCCAGUGGUCCUGCAGCUCCUCAGCAAUACUAUGGAGGCCCUUCACCUCCUUCUCAACAGCCAUUCAACUCUUCUCUCCCCCCUACCUCUCAGCAGCAGUUCACUCCAGCACCUCCUCCCUCCCAACAAACCUUCCCUCCCUCCUCCUACUCAGGUCCCAUGCCUCCAGCCAGCCAAGCUCCCGCUCCACCUGUCUCCCAGCCACAGCAGUCCUUCCCACCUCCAGCCCAGCCCACCUUCUCCGCACCUCCUGCCAGCCAGCCCCCGGCCUUCGCCCCUGGCCCGCCUCUCCAAAACCAGGGCUCCUUCCCACCGAGAGGACCACCUCCAUCCUCUCAACCGGGGUCUUUCCCUCCUCCUGGCCCUCCCCCAACUUCCCUUUCAUCUGGCCCAUACCCCGGCCAGAUGCCACCCCAACAGCAUCCCCCUCCUUCCCAGCCAUCUCCCUACCACUCAGGUCCACCUCCUCCCGGCGUUCAGAUGCCUCCAACCUCCAUGGCUCAGAGCAACCACCUGCCUCCAGGACCACCUGGCCCCCCUGGGCCCAUGCAGCAGCCUCCACCUCAGCCAGGGAUGCCUGGAGGAUUCCCCCCUCAGCAGAAUGGUGCAUUCGGGCAGGUGAGAGGUCCCCAGCCCGGCUAUGCAGGCCCGUAUCCCGGGCAACCAAACUACGGAGCCCCUGCACCAGCACCCGCUCCUGCUGCCCCUGCACAGAAAAGACUUGAUCCAGAUGCCAUCCCUAGCCCGAUCCAGGUAAUAGAGGACGACAGGGCUAAGAGCACGGAGCCAUUCACAACAGGGGUCAGAGGUCAGGCCCCACCGCUGGUCACCACCAACUUCCAGGUCAAAGACCAAGGGAAUGCCAGUCCCAGGUUUAUACGCUGUACGGCCUAUAACAUACCUUGCACAGCCGACAUGGCCAAGCAGUCUCAGGUGCCGCUGGCUGCUGUCAUCAAGCCCCUCGCCACGCUGCCGCCAGACGAGAUCCCCCCGUACUUGGUGGACCACGGCGAGAGUGGUCCGAUCCGCUGCAACAGGUGCAAGGCGUACAUGUGUCCCUACAUGCAGUUCAUCGAGGGAGGUCGCCGAUUCCAGUGUGGCUUUUGCAGCUGCGUCACAGAGGUGCCUCCACAUUACUUCCAGCAUCUGGACCACACCGGGAAGAGGAUGGACUGUUACGACAGGCCGGAGCUUUCGCUGGGCAGCUAUGAGUUGGCGACUGUCGACUACUGUAAGAAUAACAAGCUCCCUCAGCCUCCAGCCUUCAUCUUCCUCAUCGACGUGUCCUACAACGCUGUGAAGAGCGGGAUGGUCAACAUCGUGUGCGAGGAACUCAAGACCCUUCUCGACUACCUGCCGAGGGAAAACCCAGAAAUGGACUCUGUGGUGCGUGUUGGUUUCGUCACCUACAACAAGGUGAUGCAUUUCUACAACGUGAAGUCGAGCUUGGCCCAGCCUCAGAUGUUGGUGGUCUCAGACGUGUCAGACAUGUUCGUACCGCUGCUCGACGGCUUCCUGGUCAACGUGAAUGAGAGCCGGCAAGUUAUCGAGAGUUUGCUGGACCAGAUUCCAGAGAUGUUUGCAGACACCAGGGAGACAGAGACGGUCUUUGGACCUGUCAUCCAGGCGGGACUCGAAGCACUCAAGGCUGCAGACUGCGCAGGAAAGCUCUUUGUGUUUCACACGUCUCUGCCCAUCGCAGAAGCUCCCGGAAAACUAAAGAACAGAGAAGAUAAGAAGCUGAUUGGGACAGAUAAAGAGAAGUCUCUGUUUCAGCCCCAAGUGGGUUUCUACAACACUCUGGCUAAGGAGUGUGUAGCUCAAGGCUGCUGUGUGGAUCUCUUCCUCUUCCCCAACGGGUAUGUUGACGUUGCUACGUUAGGGGUGGUUCCUGUCUCCACCGGAGGCUCUGUCUACAAAUACACAUACUUCCAGGCUCAGUCGGACAGGGAGCGAUUCCUGAACGACCUCAGACGAGAUGUUCAGAAACUCGUUGGCUUUGACGCCGUCAUGAGGGUGCGGACAAGCACAGGUGUCCGAGCGACAGACUUCUUCGGCUCCUUCUUCAUGAGUAACACCACAGAUGUGGAGCUGGCGGGCCUGGACUGUGACAAGGCCAUCACUGUGGAGCUCAAACACGACGACAAGCUCAGCGAGGAGACGGGGGCUCUCAUGCAGUGCGCCGUGCUGUACACCAGCUGCAGCGGCCAGAGGCGUCUCCGCGUCCACAACAUGGCGGUCAACUGCUGCUCUCAGCUGGCUGACCUCUACCGCAACUGUGAGACCGACACAAUCAUCAACUUCUUCUCUAAAUAUGCCUUCCGUGGCAUCCUGAACAGCCCCACCAAGGCGGUGAGAGACACUCUGAUCAACCAGUGUGCUCAGAUUCUGGCCUGCUACAGAAAGAACUGCGCAAGCCCCUCGUCAGCUGGUCAGCUGAUCCUCCCAGAGUGCAUGAAGCUGCUGCCCGUUUAUCUGAACUGUGUGCUGAAGGGCGACGUGCUGCUGCCGGGCGCCGACGUCUCGCUGGACGACCGGGCGUACCUGAGGCAGCUCAUCAGCUGCAUGGACGUCUCAGAGAGCCACGUCUUCUUCUAUCCUCGCCUGCUGCCACUGACGAAGUUGGAAAGCGACUCGUUGCCGGUUGCGGUGCGAGACUCGGAGGAGCGGCUGUCUAAAGGCGGAGUUUACCUUCUGGAGACAGGACUCCACCUCUUCCUGUGGGUGGGCGCCAGCGUUCAGCAGGAGCUGCUGCUCAACAUCUUCGGCACGCCGAGCUUCAGCCAGAUAGAUCCGAGCAUGACGAGCCUGCCAGUGCUGGACAACCCGUUCUCCCAGAGACUCCGAGAGAUCAUCGACUCCUUCCGAGCUGAACGAUCACGAUACAUGAAGCUGAUGGUGGUGAAACAGGAAGACAAAACCGAGCUGAUAUUCAGACACUUCCUGGUCGAGGACAAGAGCGCCAGCGGGGGAGCGUCAUACGUGGACUUCUUGUGUCACAUGCACAAGGAGAUCCGCCAGCUUCUCAGCUAGGCCGACAGAGUCCAAACCUUCACCUUAAUGACAUCCCCCCCACCCCGCCCACUCCCACCCAAACAAACCCGCCUCACCAAGUUCACCUUCCCUGUGAGAGAAAGCGCUUUAUCUUUUUUUUUUUUUUUUUUUAACCUAAUAUGCUAAAGCUCUCCUCCCGUCUUUCAGCUGAGCAUCAGAGGCCAGCUGGCAGAUUCCAUCGUGUUUGUGUGAAUGUGUGUGUGAGAGAUGGAGAGUCUGAUGAUAAUAGAGCUUUACUCUGCCUCAAUCUACUGCUCCAACACAGCAGGAGCGAAAUAACUGACGAGGAAGGGUAAUGUAUAUACACAAGUGAACAAUAAUGUAUGCAACAGACUGAGUGAUUGACGGGGACGGCUGGUGUUGACUGUAGUCGGUGUACUGUCUGUAUUACGAGCACUGAAAGGCUUUUCUGGGCGCAUAAACGACCCUCAGAUAGCAAACACUUUUUAUAUGAUUGAAUCCCAAUAGAGUGAAGGACACCUGCAUACCGAGACAUACAUGGAAUUAAAUAAAUGCUGUUAUUUUCUGUCUAUUUUCUCCUUUUUAAUCAUGGCCUUAGUACCCCCUCCCCACGCUGCUCCAAUCAUCCAUAAAAGUGUGUGUAUGUAUGUGUGUGUGUUUACAAACGGGAGAGGAUAAGUCACUCAGUCCUUAUUUACCAGUGUGUCUCCAGGUGUGAGCAUACAUUUGGAUGCUCACACCUGGGUCUGAUGACUUUUCACCUGCAGGAAGCAUCAAAGAAGUGUCGUGAAAUGUAUGAAAUGUGGUUUUAUCACCCACAAAUAAACAGAAAAAGUGAAGGUUUCACGAUCAUGACAGUGAUUGAUGUGAUCCGUAUUUGUUUAAAAACAG